Acanthoscelides obtectus is the source of this 7096-nucleotide messenger RNA. NCBI's taxonomy places the organism in Eukaryota, Metazoa, Arthropoda, Insecta, Coleoptera, Chrysomelidae. The record is from the annotation of a GenBank genome assembly.
GCAUUUUAACAGGUCCUUUUUAAAAUCAUGAAUACUCAACAAUAACCAAUUUAUCUCCGCCACUGGCCAAAAAGGUUAUAUGUAUUUAUAUAUUUUUGGAGAUGGCUGUGAACGGAAACGUCAAACUGAAAACCCAGACUUUACAAAUUGUUAUACACUUUAUUGAUAUUCAUGAAUAAUAUAAAUUUCACGUUUUUUCUUUAAGUUACUAAAAUGUGUACGCUGAAUCCCGCUUUAAACCAAAGUGGAACACCGUUUGGUCCUGAUGGAUGCCAAGUACCCAUAGGCAACGGUAUUUGCGGAGAAACACGAACUUUGGAUAUAGUUCAUGAAUUUAAGAGGCUGUAUGAAGAGAAACUACAGGAGAUUGAUGCAAGUGGAGGUGGAGAUUGCCUUCAGGAAAAAGUGAGGCUGCAGCAAGAAUGGAUUGGAGACCUAACAUGCCAAAACGAAAUGCUGGUGAGGGCUGUAGAAGACCUAGAGAGAGAGGCAGCUGAGAGGGUACACAUGUUAGAACAGAAACUGCAAAGCAGUGCAAAAUGUCUGAAUGAGGCAAAUGGAAAGUUGGCAGCUCAAGAAAGUAAGAUAAAAGAGCUACAUACGUCUCUAGACCAUCUGAAGUCAUUUGGUGAUAUUCCACGUAUCGCUAGGGAUCUAGGAAAGAAGAUACAGGAAUGUGAAGUCUUACAAAAGCGAUGUAGUGAUUCAGAAAAAUCACAAGAAGAAUUAAGCAGUAAGGCAAAAAAAUUAGAAGAGCAGAACCGCUGUUUCGAGUGUGGUAUACGCUGCCAAAAGGAGCAGAUCGAACAACUAGAUAGGCAGUUUAGCGAAUUUGUAGGUUGCUAAAAUGACCUACAUCAAACACAGUUUUUAGUCGUAUAAUCAUCAAGUUGCUCCAUACAAAGUAGUUGCCGGUGAAUGGGUUUUAGGACGGAAAAUGCCGAUAGAUGAUGUUUUAGGCAGAAAAGCUCUACAUAGUUAUAUCAUAAUAAUACAGGAUGAGUUUUUAGUGUGGGCUUGCUGGUUAACUUCAUUUUUACGCAUGUAUCUAAAAAAAGUUAUUGUAUCCAACAGCAUAUUCCUUGGAAAAUGUUUUUAUCUUUACCGAGUGAUUCAUAACUAAAUCGUGACCCUAACAUACAUUUUUUAAAUGAAAAGCUCUACAUUUUAUUGAAGAUUUGGAUAGAUCCUCUAAAAGGAAGCGGUUUUAUAGGACAUACUAUCGGUUUCUUGAGAUAUCGGACAAUCUACCCAAAAAAAAAGAAAAAAACAACUUUGAUAACUCGGAUCUUCGCAACUGUUAUAGCUAUAGUACUAGAUUUAUAUAGAAUUCUAUAAUCUUAACUGACAUUUCUGGUUAUACUUGGCCACUAAUACGUAGUAUUUUUAACUAGUUGAAAGACAAGUCAGUAUUGAAACAAAAAUGUAAACAAUGCGAACAAGGUUGUAUGAAUUUAAUGAGCGAAAAUCGUACUUUGAAAGAAGAGAUCCAGUCUUUCGGAAAAGAAAAAGAGCGACACGAGAAGGAGUGUCGGUGUAUUUUAGAAGAAAAUGAACAGUUGAAAUGUCAAGUUAAGGAAUUAUUGGAGAAUUUAGACGUAUUAGAUAGAGAUAAAGCAAAUAAUCUGGAUAAUUGUAAGGGAAAAAUGGAAUCAUUAACCAAUGACAACAAAAAGAUUAUGGAUGAAAUGAUGUCUCUCAAUCAGGAGAACAGAAACUUGCUAAAAACCAUAGACGAUCUGAAAAGUAGAUUAAAUUUGACAAUGAACGUAACACAAAAUGAAGUUGCAGAAUUAAAUAAAACGAUCCAGGAUCUGCAAGAUACUUUACAAAGGACCAAACAUUUACAGGAAGAGGAAGAGAGGGUCAAAGAUGUAGAAAUUGACCGUUUGAAUACUAUUGUCUCUGAACUGAAGCGAUGUUUGAGGAAUUCUGAAGAAAAAGAUACUAGCAAAACCCAAGAAAUACAACAUUUGAAUAGGGUUAUCAAACAAUUGGUAGGAAAUCUAAGACAGAUCGAAGAAAAAUUCGAAAGUGUAGGAAAGGUUUGCAGAAUAUGUAAAGGUCGUAAUAAAGUUGGAUUUUCAGAAAAUGUCAAGGUGCAAACGGAACCGGAUGAGGAUCAACGUGAUCUAUGUCAGCAAAGAGACGAUUUAAUAAAAAUGCAAAGUGAAGCAUUGAGUACAUUGGAAUACAGUGUGAACUCAAUAUGUUGCAAAGAAACAGUUGAUGAAUUGAAUGUCGCACUGAAAAAGAGAGAUGAUGUCAUAAGGGUUCAAAAUGAAACGCUAUCGGCAAUCCAACAACAAUUAGAGACUACAAAACAUCUACAGCAGGAGGCAGAAUUGGACAAAGAAAAAUGUUUAGAUGAGAUAAAAACACUCAAAAAUAGUGUCAAUGAGCUACAAUGUGCCUUGGAAGAAUCCUCCAAAAGAGCUCUUGAUUUACAGCAAGCAUUGUUAAAACGAGAUGAGUUAAUAAUAUUACAAACUGAAACAUUACAAAAGCUACAAACGGAACUAAUGAACUUAAAAGAGCUUUAUGAAGAUAUGGAAAAGCAAUUGGGAUCCUUCAAAUGUAUUGAAUCAAAAAUUGGAGCAGAUCAGCAAAAACGUUCUAGGGGCAUUAGAGAAAUGAGGAAUCAAUUCAAUAAACUUCAAAGUAAAGUGGAAAACAUAACUCAGGAAUCGGCUAAUAUGGUUGCUUCCAUGAAAGAAAAAGACGAAUUCAUAGAAUCACAAAAUAAAAAGAAUUUUGCGUUGCGUCGGGAAUUGGAUUCGUUGAAAGCAAAACUUUCAGAGUUAAAAUCGGAAAAUGAGAAAAGCUUAGACAAUAUGCUGACUUUUCAGCAAUGUACUUGUGAAUUGGCAGAUACUUUCCAAUGUUUGGAGUCAAAGUCAGCAUGUGUUGAAAAUGCAUUGCAGAAAAGGGAUGAAAUCAUAAAAUUGCAAAACGAUACUUUGAGUUCACUACAAAUGGAACUAGACUCCUUAAAAAAUCAAAAAACCGAUGAUGCACCAAAUUGCUAUGGCUUGAAUAAAUUGCAACAAGAAAAAGAUGCGAUGAUCAAACUUCAGUCAAAUCUGUUGAAUGAGUUACAAGGUCAAUUAGAUUCCUUGAAAGUAAAACAUUCAGUAUGUGAAUCGUCGGAACAGGAAUACCUGCAAGAAAUUCGUAUGUUGAAUUCUAGUCUAGAAAAGAAGAACCAAAUCAUAAAACUUCGCAAUGAUGCCGUAAAGUCUUUAGAAUUGGAAUUGCGGACACUCAGGGACAACGAAUGCGAGUUGAACAAGGAAAAAACGCGGCGUCUUGAUGAGCUACAGCAUUUAAAGGAUGAGUUCAAUCAACUCAGACUGAUGUCUCAAGAUGCCGAAGGCAGAGCCAACAAUUUUCAAGGCGCAGUGGAUUUGUAUAUGAAUACUAUAAAUGUACUUGAAGCAUCUGCAGAGAAGUACAAAAUUGAGAUCAACCAACAAAAAGCAACAAUAGCAAAUCUACAGGAGGCGCUAGUGAUAGCUAAGAAGGAAUUGGAUAUGGCAAAACAAAAGACUGAAGAAAGUGACUUGGAACAUAUUCAUAUAGUUGGUAAUAUCAUAUCGUUGCUUCUUGGUAUCAAUUUCGAAAAGGAGUGUGUAAAAGACGAGUAUUUUGCUAUUUCAAAAAAAUACACAAGCUUACAGGAUCUAAAUCUAGAUAUUGAAAUCGAUCACUGCAGUAGUUUACAAGAUAUGAACAUUUUAGAAGAUCAAGUUAUGAAGUACCAAACCGUAAUGAAAAAGUAUGAGGCUGAAAAACAAAAAUACAAAACUGAAAUAAAACGACUGAGCAAACAAAAGAGGUGUUACGAAGAAGUAGUUAUGUAUUUUAAAGAAGAAAUGCAACUGAUGGCAGAACAACUUUAUAAUCUUCAAGAAAUGUUGACCCUCUCGCAUGAGGCAGCCCAGGAAGAAAACUGUAGACUGUACGAAGCCUUCCUUAACGUGCAAUCAACAAACGAAAAACUGAGCUGCCAAUUGACGACUGCCGAGCAGAAAGUUUUGGAAGAAUAUGAGAGAAACAAGUUGCAUGUUGAAAAAAUAUCUGAGCUUGAACGAUUGGUUAGUGAAAAAGAACUGGACUUGGGACGACAUGAUCUUGCUAUCUGCAGUAUUAGAGACACUUUGAAAUGUUCGUUGCAACAGAAUGAAGAAUUGCACCAAACCAUUGUAUCUUUGAACGAAACUAUAGCUCAGUUGCAGCAUGCUAUCAAAAAAUACGAAAAUGACAACUGUAAGUCGAGAGAGAAUACAUCUCAAUGCCAGUCUCAGAUCAAUUCGUGUAAAAAGAAGUUGGAAGAACUAAAAUGUGGUUUAGAUGAAAAGACUCAAGAGCUAUGUAAACUUGAAAUGGCUUACAACUCCCAAAAUAGAUGUUUGAGGAGCGCUCAAUCAGAACUGCAAGAGAUUAAAGAAAAACAAAAUGAUAGGCAGUGUGAGUUGAAAUGUGUUGUCAGAGAUUUGAAAAAGCAGUUGGAAAAGGCUGAGCUGAACAUUAAGGAGUUAGACGACGAGAAAACUAAACUUCAACAGCAAUUGGGAAAUGCAGCCAGAAAGGAUGCCGUUAAGGAUGUGGAGCUGAAGAGAUAUAGGAAGGUUGUAGGAGACUUGAAGAAGACUCUAUUGGACUUGAAUAGGAGUUUGACCAAGAAGAAUUUCCAGUGCAAUAACGCUGAAUGCAUAAAGAAGAAGGGAAAGAAUGAGACUAAAGAUUUGGAUGAUAUGUGCCUCAAUUGCCCAUGUGAAGUUGAAUUUUAUCAACAAAUUGUAGAAACACUGAAGAAAACGGUUAUUGAGCUCAAGGACAAGUUGACUGAGACACAACAGAGAAAUGAGCAGCUUGAACGGGAAAAUAACGAGAAAGAAGCUCAGCAACAGGAAAAAGAUCGAGAAUAUAGAAGAUUGCGUGAAUUAUUGGAUGAAAAAAUUAAGAAAGCUCAACUAGAAGAGUCGCGGUACCUUGAGCUUGCUGCUCAGUUCCAGAAGGAACUAUCGUGUAUAAGAAGGGAGUUAGAAUUGAAGACUAUGCAGUUAGAUGAUGUUAAGAAGAGCUGCCAAGAAAUAAACAGUUCAAGAUGUUUGCAACUUGCAUGUGCCCAAGAAGACGUUAACAACUUGAAGGACGAACUUAAUAAUUUAUUGAGAAAACACUGUACCUUAAAUGUUGAGAAUGAAAGGCUCCACAGCCAGAGUGUCCGAAUGCAAAACACAGUAUCCACUCUGGAAGAAAAGAGCCAACUGCUGAAAAGCCAGGUGGAACAGUAUCUUUCAGAAUUGCAGAUCGUUCAAACAGAAAAGGAGGCUUUGGUGCAGAAGAAUCGCGAAUUGCUCAGCGAUCUGCGCAGUCUACAGUGUUCGUAUAGUGUAGCGGGUAAACAGCAAAGUUCUGUAGCAGAGAAUGUGAAAUCUUUAGAAACGGAACUAGAAAAGGUGAAAUGCAGCAGGGAUGAGAUAUGCUCGGAAAGCAAAAACGUUGUGGGGUAUUUUAAGGACUGGUUGCAGGAACAAAAAAAGAUCAACAAGUACAUUAUGUCUAGAGAAAGAAACUACUGUCUCAAUUUAAACAAAAUGAAGGAGGGAGAUCAGCGCUACAGGCCGGUACCACCAAAGACCUGCAGAUUCAAUGUACCAACGAGUCAGCCGCCUCCUAGAUGUCAGUCUUCAUGGAGUCUUGGUUCUCAAGGGACAGCUUCAAUGCACGAAAGUCCUUGUAUAAGUCCGUGCCCUAACGAAGAGAGCGACUGGUAUUCUUCGACUUUCCGGGUCCAAGAUCCGGUUGUGAUGGAAAACUUAGCAGAACUAGGUGGGAGAUGGAAAACUUAGCAGAACUAGGUCCAGUUAUAGCUGAAGGCGCAAGAGAACGGCAAACUAGGGACUAGACCAGUUUGCUGAAAUAAUCAUAACCCAAAUAUUUUUAUCAAGCUGUGAAGGGAGGAGGUGAUAAACGUGAUAUAAUUAAUAUCGAUGGUAUAGGCAGCUGUUUCAAAAAAUGUUCUGCCUGGAUAGCUGGAUGAAUGUUGAUGAAUAAAGCUAGAGGUUGAAUAGGAACAAUAGAAAAAUGUUAAGAAUGAUUGAAGUCCAAAUUCAUAGUAUGCUAUAUACGUACAUACAUGAAAAGAGCAAUGAAGUAAACAUCAAAAUUUUCACAGGAUAAAAAUGUGGAUGUUGGUUAUAUGUUCUACUGUCAAUAUAUUGAUGAAGCUUUACGAAAUAUUUACAGACAAGUAGCAAAAGCUUCUAAAACUAUUCACGAUCUUCAUACAGCUUUUGACGAAAUUCAGGGACAUAUUUGGGAAGCUAAGAUUCUGAGGCCAAAAAUUAUACUUCUUUUUACAACCUUGAAGAUGAUUGCAGGCUGGUACAUGCAGAAUGAAUAUCAAUUGAAUUGAUUAUUGAAAUAAUGAAGAGGCAUUUUCGUAUGGUUAAUCAUUUUCGGAGAGAUGUCUUGCAAGACACGUGGUUGACAUAAAAUCGUCCAGUGUUCCUGAGGAAUGAGAUAUGUGAAAAGUUCAGGAUUCAUUUGUCCGUCGAUGCUAAGUAACCAGAUAAGAAGGUAGUAGUGGUAGUAGUAGCAGUAGUAGUAGUUCUGGUAAUAGUUAGUGAUAGUAGGGCUAGUAGUGGAUUAUUACAGGUAUGAGGCAAGCUGUGACCCGGCGAUGGUCUCCAAAACUAUAUUUAUUAUUAUUUUUUUUUAAAUUAUAUUUGGUAUUCACUAUUUCUAUUUUACUAUCGACAUCUGGACAAAACACCUUUAUUUAUUGUGAAGAUUUUUACAAGCAAAAUGGGUUUCGACAAUUCUUAUUUCUACGUUUUUCAUAGGUCUGCUGUCUAUGACUAUUUAUGCUUUAAAAUCAUAGUGCAAGUGUUUUUCUUAGUUUGUUUCAGCUUUUAGGUGAGAAUGAGAACAUUCCGUAUUUCAGGAAUGGUGAUUAACAAUGAUAGAUAUUGAAGAUAAUGAUAUAUUUAUUAUAAUUUUAAUUCCAGGUUACAUUUUUAAUUACUAUUUCUAUUAGGUUUUCUUUCAGAAUCAUAGUUCAAUUAUUUUUACCGUUAUCAAGGUU